This is a messenger RNA of Penicillium malachiteum, 477 nucleotides long. RefSeq lists its product as uncharacterized. The record is from RefSeq and is a predicted model, not a curated record. The transcript has a single exon. NCBI's taxonomy places the organism in Eukaryota, Fungi, Ascomycota, Eurotiomycetes, Eurotiales, Aspergillaceae. The coding region runs from base 1 to 477 and encodes 158 amino acids.
AUGGCAUUAAUCUACCUCGCCUUCUCAGGAAUACAGCCGAAAGACGUACAGGAUUACAAGUCCAAAUACAUCUGGCCGUAUGGUGAACAAUUUUACUCGUUAAUGGCCUCCAGAUUGAACCACUCGCCUUUAUUGAAAACCCAUAUCUGCGUUUCUCAGUUGGAGGCCAUGGUACACAGACUCCAAGCUUUACAUCCAGAGGAAGUUCAUGUGGCCCUUACAAGACGCCAAAGGAUCUGCCUCGACAAGGAUUAUAGCAUCGAGGAGUAUUAUCGGCAGGCAUUCCUCUCGCUGCAUCUAGGAUUGCUGCCCAAAAUUUACCAGCUCCUCCAAGAGCCCGUAUCGACUGCAGAAGUGACCAUGUGCCAUUUGGCUCAUCUCUAUGCCGAGGCUUUCCAGAAAGCGCCAUCCGUGGAGGCUCUUGAAGGCAUGUUCACAAGUACUCCGGAGAUUUUGGACUCAAAACCCGAUAUAUAG